Molecule: messenger RNA, 4890 nt
Organism: Blumeria graminis f. sp. triticale
Lineage: Eukaryota; Fungi; Ascomycota; Leotiomycetes; Helotiales; Erysiphaceae
Source: the annotation of a GenBank genome assembly
AUGCCGCUCCACACUGAACAUUCGACCUCAACUACGAUUACACAGCGCGAAACCUAUCCCAGUGAUAUAGAGCUCACAGAGAAGCUUGACGUCGAGGAGAUUUCCCCAAUACCGACCAUCGAUGACGAGACUGGCUGUGCCACUCAGACCGAACGGCCAUCCCAGCUCAGCGAAACAUUCCUGGACGAGAUAUCACUCUCUACUACUGCAAAAAUAUCCAUUUCUCAAAAAGCCUUAUCUCCUCGACGAAACCGAGACUCCCACGAACUCAUCCUUUCGCCCAGGCGAAUUACUCACGCAUCUCUCGUCGAUCAUAUGCUUCUCUCUUUCGAUCACUUCAAGUCCAACCCUUUACCCUCCGCUCACAAUAAUCACAACUCUCGUAGAACACUAACUGAAGACGAGGAAAGACUCUACUCGGUAUUCGCCGAUAAAGACGCAUACAAUUCGUCUGAAAAUUUUGGAACAUGGAGCAGUCGAAGAGCCUGGUAUCAGCCAAAUUAUAGCACCGAUGUUGAAGAAAUACAAGAAACAAGUAAUGGAGGGCGUCUAAAUCGUCCACGGCGCAGCAUAAGUAGCUCCAAUGUAAGAUCUGUGGCUGGUAUGAUUAUUGGGCAGAAUUCAAACAUCAGUCACUCGGCACGGAACCAGGCUCCCAUGUCGUCUUUCUCAAGUUCACAUACGUAUACGCACACUAGAACAACAAGCAGAGCGAGUAGUGUUGAUCUAACAAGUAAUAUAAAAACAUCAGAAAAGCCAGGCAUGGCCCGUGGCUUUAUCGGGCGGGCCUCGAGUUUUGAUUACAGCAGCGACUAUCGUACUUUUCAACAUCGCCCUAAGAACUGGAACACACCUCAUGAACCAUUAUCUAUGCAAUCAGUCUUUAAUACUAGUCCGCGUAAGCAACGAAUGGCGUUAGCCACUGAUAUAUCCAGUCCUGAGCGACGUAGUACAAACAAGUUAGUGCGAAAAAAAAGCCUACGAUCGACUAAAGUUACAUCAAAAGGUGGUGUGAUAAAUUCAUGGAACGGACAACUUGGAGCGCUACCCAUUUCACGAGGAGAUCAUGCUAAGGAGCAAAUCUAUCCAGCUCGACCGCCUUUACCAACCAAUACUAACGAAUUACAACUAAUAAAUGGCUACAAUAAGAACGAAUCGUCUAGCUCUGUUGUGACAUCUAAACCCUUACCAACAGAAAAUUCGACCGUGACCCAGACAAAAGAGCGACCAGGAUUCUUCCGAAGAGUAUUUGGUACAUCUCGUAAUACUUCGGCAAAUAAUGAGAUCCAUCGUCAAAAGUCUCCUGUAUUACAAACUCAUCCAAGUGAGCCCUGGCUGCCGCACGGGUCCUCCUCAUCAGUUGACACGAUCAAUGAUCGCUCUGAUCUACAACCCCCAUUCCUUCAUAGCCACCUCAAAUCUAUUCCCGCUCGAGAAACCUCCGUCUCACCUCCUUUGCCACUUCCGACAUCUUUAACAACCUCGCCACAGCUAGUGUCGUCAGAAUCCAUGGCCGUUUUGAACAAAAAAUCUUCAAUAUUUUUUCGGCGUCGAAAAAAGCCCAUCAUACGAUCCGCAUCGACAGUACCUGUACCCCCAGUUCCUGUAAUGCAAUACGAAUUGCCUGCUAAGGGUCCCUCUGUUGAUAAGAUGCUGCCUAAUCCUCCAUCUAGUCUUCAGACUGUACUACAUCCUAAUCUUCGCACACAUCACAGUCCAAUUGAUAUUUUUAACACGCAUGAGUUCGAUGAUCAGUGGAAGGAUGUAACUAUCGCUACAACAGAUACAACAAAUAAACCAGAAACAGACUCUUAUCCUUUGAAAUCAAGCAGAAUUACUAGGACAAUCGACAAAGAUGCAAUCAAUAUUACAAAUCCUUCGUAUAACUCAGCAAGCCACAUGCAGUUGAUAUCCAAUGAAUAUGGAAACUCGAGCGAGCGACGUAAUGAAGAACGUGACACCACAUUUCUUCAUGACAAUAGCGACACGGAACGAGACAUUUUCAUCGCGCGAUCUACCUUCGUGAAUCCUCUUAUGGCACAUCCUCUCGAAGACUGGAGCAAUAAUUCAAUUCCGGUUCAGGUACCUAAUCCUUUACUCUCAUUGUCCACUAUUAAGAACACACAAGAAGGUGAAAGCGACGAAUACUUGUGGAGCCGCUCAUCACCGUUGAUUCCACGUCAGCAGAUGCCUGAAACUGCCUCAUUCAUACGUCGAACACACAUCGCAAGACAGCAAAGUGAAGACUGGGUUAAAAUUACCCAAAAUAAAGAUGCAAAAACAGAGGAAAAGGAAGACCGUGUAUGGCUUGAACCAUCUUCUGAUGAAGAGGAGCAUGCAGCAUGUAAUUGGGGUGCGCCUGAAGCAAUGGCUAUAGGAUGGCGACUUGAGAGUUCAGAGUCCAACAGCAGUACAGAUGGAUCUCUAGCAAGUCUACCUGUAGCACGAGCUGUAGAAAAUGUUCUGCGGAAAAAAUCUACUGUGAAUCAAGCUAGAGUAGUGACCUCUGUUGCCCCUCGAGUUAUCUCAUUGCCUACCGAUUUGGCUAUUGCCACUGGUCCUCGAGAACUCGAAAGUGCGAGACGUAUUUAUGAUGGAACAGAAGAUCUAGUCUCAAAAGAAAGAGCAGCAGCUUGGUUAGCCGAAGAGCAACCACCUCGUCCACAAGUUUUAACAGCUUACAUGCAGUUCUAUAAUUUUACUAACCUUGAUAUUUUAUCUGCACUUCGUCUACUUUGCGGUCGCUUAGUCCUUAAAGGCGAAAGCCAGCAAGUGGACCGCAUUCUUGUCGCAUUCGCUUGGAGAUGGUGCAAGUGUAACCCGAACCAUGGUUUCAAAUCAGCUGAUGUCGUUCACACCAUCUCAUAUUCACUUCUUCUUCUAAAUACAGAUCUCCAUCUAGCGGAUAUCGAGCAAAAGAUGACACGAAGUCAGUUUCUCAAGAAUGCUCUGCCCACUCUACGAAAAAUUGCAGAGGACACUUUCCAGGAGACGGAUGAAGUUAUGCAGUCCACUAAAAUAUUGAGUAAGAGCACAAUCGUUGACCAGGACCCUCUACCACUCGAUAUCCGAGCAGAGACUAAAGCUUCAUCAGAGGUGGAAAAAUCUUCCGUGGCGGCCAACUUUAAACACCAGAACUCACGAGGCGACUCGGACGCCGUUGGCGAAAUAGAAAUUCCCACAGAAGAUAUAGGCCCUUUAAUUAAGGCACCUUGUCGUGGUCUUUUAAGGAAUUGGGAAGGCCAGGUUGAGAUAGUUUUGAAGAAUUUCUACACUUCAAUUCGUAAUGAACGUCUUCCCCUCUAUGGUGCACUCUCCGAGAAGUCAGCUACAGCUGGCGUCUCCAGUAAUCUUUCUAUAUUUGCUAACGGAGUAUUGCGAAGAACUCCAAGUGUUCUAAGCCAUGCGCCUUCAGAAACACAAAGUUAUCGUUCUCGAGCCGCAGAUACUUUAAGAGCUGGAAAUAGUAAGUGGGCCAACAAAAAUCGUUCACGACCUCGCUUAAAUCUUGCUGGUCCUGGUCUUGGCUCAAGUCGGACAAGCUUGGACGACCAAUCCUCGAUGUGGAGUCCGUCUGUAUCAAGUACGUGGAGCAAAUAUUCGCUCGGGAAAACCCAAACAUCCCUGUCGGUUGAUUCCCUUGGAUCUUCAUGGCCCGCUGCCGAUUAUCAACAAUCCAUAGGUUUUGCCAAUGCGCUGAGUCAGGCUAUAAUACGCGAAGAAGCUGUAGGUGCCACUGAAAAUUUAAAAGACCAUGAAAAUUUGCGGGAGAUGCCUCUACUUGAAGAUGAAUCUCUUGGUCUUUACGGUGCUCCAUGGGCAAAAGAAGGAAUUGUAAAACAUAAGCAUCACCUUGAAUCCUUGGACAAAAAAGCACGAGAAAGGAAUUGGAAUGAAGUUUUCGCAGUUGUUGAAAAGGGUUACCUCAGCAUGUUUUCUUUUUCAACAAAGUCAAUGCGCCACAAGACUAAAGGAAAAUCGACUUCCAGGGUUGUGGGUGGCGGUAACUGGCAAGAGAAUGCUCAGAGCGUCGGAUCAUUUUUACUUCAACAAACUAUUGCUAGCGCACUUCCAUCGCCUGGGUAUUCUAAGGCCCGACCGCACGUAUGGGCUCUAUCUCUACCAACAGGAGCGGUACAUCUUUUUCAAGUAGGAACCCCUGAUAUCCUCAGAGAGUUUGUUUCAACUGCCAAUUAUUGGAGUGCUCGGUUGUCAAAUCAUCCUCUUGUCGGAGGAAUAAGUAAUAUUGAGUAUGGAUGGUCUGAUGGAAUCAUACAACAAGUUCAAGCUGUAACAGGCAAUAGUACGCCUGAAACUAUUGCUCACCUAAACCGACCGCCUACGACCACAAAUCAGAAUAAUACUACAAACACCAGCUCCGGGCAUCGACCAUCGUUAAGUGGGAGAUCAAGCUUUCAAGGAUCCAUGAGAACUAGUUUGGAUCAAGGCACUUCGACUGUAAAUGGGCGUAACCGCCACGUGGGAGACAAGAUAUCUAUUACUGAUUGGAUUCCUCCAACCCAAAACAUGCGUGCUAGCAGUUUGAUGGAGCAAGAUCAGCUUCGUACCUUGAUAAAUUACGUAACUGGUAUUGAAGAAGAGCUUCAGAAGCAUAAUAAACUGCGUUCCCCUAUGCAGAUGGCAUUUUCUCCUCGACAUCCAAACGCCCAAAAAGCCAUGGCUAAUUGGGAAAAAAAAUCAGCUUAUCUAUUACGUGAAAUUGUUAAAUUCCGCACAUAUAUUGACUGUCUACAAGCUGCUGAGUCGAGCAAGCAGAGAAUUUACGCUGAACGUGAGGAACGUAAAAGAGAGACCUCAUCAGCGAAUGAAGUAGAAAAAUCCUUUGAUUUUGGAAUAGAAACCAUCGAUAAUGCGAGGAAUGACAAUUGA